AUUUGUCUAUUGUGGACUCAACCUAAAAGAUGUGUAUAUAAAAGUCAUAAAAGUUUAAAGAAGAAUUUUAGAAGAAAUUCAGACUUUAAAAAAUGGUUAAAAUAAAAUAAGAUAAAUUGAUGGACAGCUUACAAAAAAGUUAAUAUAUAAUCUGCAUCUACUUAAAUGUCAAUAAUGAACAAGAGACAUAUUUUUCUACUUACUAACCAUAUUAAAUGGAUACAUCUAUCUCGCCGCACAUUUUUAGAAAGUCGUUUAACCGGUUAAAACCACCGUCAACAGGGGUAAUUAUGGAACAUCAGAGAUUUCCCCGUCUCUUACAAACCUAAUGAAAUCGAAGAAAAAUGGUACCGGCUUUGGGAAGAAAAAGGCUACUUUAAAGUAAAAAGUGAUAGGGAUGUUCAUUACACGAUGAUUCUUCCACCGCCUAAUGUAACUGGUACUUUACAUUUAGGACAUGCCCUAACAACAACAGUUCAAGAUAUUAUUGCUAGAUGGCUUCGAAUGAAGGGUGAUUCUGUAUUGUGGAUCCCAGGCUUAGAUCAUGCUGGGAUCGCCACUCAAGCAGUUGUUGAAAAAUAUUUAUUUAAAACUAAAGGCAUUAAACGACAUGAUAUGAGUAAGGAUGAAUUUUUGUCUUUUAUUUGGAAAUGGAAUGAUGAUAAAGGGUCUGCAAUAAAUCAUCAACUAAGAAAAUUAGGAGCUAGUUUGGAUUGGUCACAACAUUUCUUUACAAUGAGUAAGACUCAUAAAGAAGCAGUUUCAAAAGCAUUUAUUACUUUACAUGAGCGUGAUUUAUUAUAUCGAGAGAAAGAUAUGAUAAACUGGUCUCCUUCAUUGCGUAGUGGAAUUUCUGACAUCGAAGUCGAUCAUAUUCGCGUUAUGGGCAAAACAGAUCUAGAAAUUCCAGGAUACAAGAAAAAAGUCACAUUCGGACAAAUAGUGGAUAUAGCUUACGAAUUAAAAGAUUCAGAUGAAACAAUUAUUGUGUCCACUACCAGGCCAGAAACAAUUUGCGGUGAUGUAGCUAUUGCUGUUAAUCCCAAUCAUAGUUCGUACAGUCGAUAUAUUGGACGUUUUGUAAAACAUCCUUUUAAAGAUUCUUUUCUGCCCAUAAUAGCUGAUGAUUCAGUUUCAAUGGAAUUCGGAACUGGUGCUAUGAAAGUUACACCUGCUCAUGAUAUCGAAGACUAUCGUAUUGCCAAUAGACAUAACUUAGAAAUUGUUUCUGUAAUUGGUGAUGAUGGAAAAAUGACCGAACAUGCUGGAAAUUUUCAGGGUCUUGCAAGGUAUGUUGCACGCAAUAGGAUAAUUGCGGAAUUAUCUGAAAAGGGACUUUUAAAAAGCAUACGCGAUCAUGAAAUGAUAGUUCCUAUGUGCUCACGAACAGGUGAUAUUAUUGAAUAUAUGUUAAAGGAACAAUGGUUUUUAAAGUGCAAAUCAAUGGCACAACUUGCAAUGAAAGCUGUUCAUGAUAAAUCUUUGAGACUGGAUCCACCUUUAUAUGAGGAAGCUUGGUUUAGUUGGCUCGAAGGUGUAAAAGAUUGGUGCCUAUCUCGACAAUUAAUAUGGGGACAUCGAAUUCCUGCCUAUCAAUGUGAAUAUGAAAAUAAAAGUACGUGGUUUGUUGUGUCAUCUGAAGAAGAGGCACUAAAAUUAGCUAGAGAAAAAUAUGGCCAUGAAGUUAAAGUUGAACAAGAUAACGAUGUAUUAGAUACGUGGUUUUCCUCUGCUUUAUUACCCUGUUCUGUAAUGGGAUGGCCUAAUCAAAAUGAAAAUUUUCAGAAAUUUUACCCUUUGUCACUUUUAGUAACAGGACAAGAUAUUUUAUUCUUCUGGGCAGCUAGAAUGACUAUGUUAGGAUUAGAAUUAACUAACAAUUUACCGUUUAAGGAGCUAUUGUUACAUGGAAUUUUGUGUGACGCGCAUGGAAAGAAAAUGUCUAAAAGUGCUGGAAAUGUAAUUUCUCCGGAAAAUGUUAUAAAUGGCAUUAAUUUGAGCAAUCUCAACAAGCAAGCUCAGGAAAGUCAUGAUUCGGGAAUACUUAGUCAGAAAGAAUUAAAACGAACUUUCUCUGUAAAUAGUAAAACAUAUCCCAAAGGUAUUCAAGAAUGUGGUGCUGACGCUUUACGGUUCACUCUGUCUUCUCUCAAUGUGAAAAAUUUAACUAACAGUUUUAAUGUAGAACAAUGUGUUGCAAAUACGUUCUUUUGCAAUAAAAUCUUGCAAGCAUGUAAAUUUACAUUGCGCAUGACCAGUGAAGAUUAUAUACCAAUUCCAACUGAAUUAAGUACUUUGGAUAGUUGGAUUUUGAGUAGAUUGGCACAUAUGGUUAAGAGUGUUAACGAUGCCCUGAGUGAAAAAUCAUUGAAUAAAGCAACAGCAGCAAUAAAACAAUUUUUAUACUACGAAUUUUGUGAUUACUACAUAGAAGGAACUAAAUUAGGAUUUCAAAGUAAUAAAAAUAAUCUUAUAUUAGCUCAUCAAUUUGCUCUUAUUACGAGUCUAGAAGUAUCACUUAGAAUACUGGCACCAUUUACUCCAUUUUUAGCCGACGAAUUGUACAUGAAGAUGUCUCAAAAAUGUCCAAAUUUCUCAUGUUUUCAAUCCCUGAUGGAAGCAUCUUAUCCUGCAUUCGAAGAGUUGCAGGAAUAUGAAAAUUUAGAUUUAGAGGCACAAAUGAAUGUUGUAAUUGAUUCAAUUAAUAGAAUCAGAAGUUUGCUGACUGAUGUGAACAAAAAGUUACAUUUUGAAGUUCAUAUUGUCACAGAGUCUUCAAAAGAAUAUGAUAUGCAUUCUAAGAAUAUAAAUGUUGUAAAAGCAGUAAGCAAAAUUGAUAAUGUAAAAGUAUUACCCUCAACUAACUAUGUAAAAAGGAAGAAUAAUUUAUGUGACAAUACAACGCCUACUUGUUCGAUUUAUCUUAUUGUGGAGGACGAUGCAGUGUUUGAAGAACUGCAUUGCAAAUUAGAAAAGAGAAGACAAAAUAUAGAAAAAAGAAAACAAAAUAUGGAAAAAAAUUUGUUAAUGAAACGUGACUCUAAAUCUACGCAUGUAAAUGAACAGUCGAUUUGAUAAAGUCUUACUUAAAAAAACCGCUGCCAAGUUGUACAUUCUUUUUAUUA
Messenger RNA from Leptopilina heterotoma, 3125 nucleotides. It is a transcript of the gene ValRS-m, whose product is annotated as valine--tRNA ligase-like. Gene Ontology annotation, biological process: valyl-tRNA aminoacylation. Lineage: Eukaryota; Metazoa; Arthropoda; Insecta; Hymenoptera; Figitidae. The transcript has 17 exons. Gene Ontology annotation, molecular function: aminoacyl-tRNA deacylase activity; valine-tRNA ligase activity; ATP binding. Bases 412 to 3075 code for a protein of 887 amino acids. The record is from RefSeq and is a predicted model, not a curated record. Gene Ontology annotation, cellular component: cytosol.